AUGCCUUCCAACGUCCUCGCUGCCAAGGACGUCAACAUGUCGCUUCCUACCACCAACAACAACAACACCACCCAGACCUCGACUGAUACCUGCGGCAAGCCCGAUACUAUGAGCAUGGAGUACCACCGUCAGGUCUUUCAGAACAAGAUGGCGGCACAGGAGGAGAAAACUUACAUUUCCCCCUCGGAUAACCUUAUGUCCCCUUGCACAGCCAAGCUGAGUGCCUUCCGCAGCAAGCAAGUCGGCAAAGUCAAGCCCAAAUCCCUCUUCGCCCAGGCGUCCUCUAAGAAGCUCGACGCCGCGGGCCAGAGCAGCCUGCUGUUCGGCAACAAGCCCAAGCCCGCCGCUCCUCCUGCCGGCAGCAGCUAGGCAUUGGACACGGCGAAACAUGAACACCCUUUUCUUUUUCUCUUCGACAUGACCGUUCUCCUCCAACCAUAACGGAAACCCUUAUUUUCUGUUUGUUUGAUUACAUCGCUUCUAUUUUUUCUUUUGUCAGAGUACACACACUCCCUCUACACAAGAGGGGUGAAGGGGGCAAAUUGGUCUAUCGGGGGUUUGGGAGGCAUUGGGAAACAUCAAAGGCGUUUGAGGUUUGGCUUGCUACAGAGUUUUUGCUUUGACAGUUUACUUUGCCAGACUACCCAAAAGAAAUCGGGGGGAAAGGAAGGGGAGUUUUUUACUGGGGAAAGAUGAUUACUACAUUAUGAAUUACACUUUUGCUUUUUUUAGGCACAGACAAAAUAAUUGAUGGGGUGGUGCAUUAUUGCUGCCGUAUACAUCA
Messenger RNA from Podospora bellae-mahoneyi, 784 nucleotides. RefSeq lists its product as uncharacterized. NCBI's taxonomy places the organism in Eukaryota, Fungi, Ascomycota, Sordariomycetes, Sordariales, Podosporaceae. The transcript has 3 exons. The record is from RefSeq and is a predicted model, not a curated record. Bases 1 to 369 code for a protein of 122 amino acids.